Cavia porcellus (domestic guinea pig) is the source of this 2362-nucleotide messenger RNA. RefSeq names its product DNA polymerase alpha 2, accessory subunit (gene Pola2). The record is from RefSeq and is a predicted model, not a curated record. The transcript is spliced from 18 exons. Lineage: Eukaryota; Metazoa; Chordata; Mammalia; Rodentia; Caviidae. Gene Ontology annotation, cellular component: alpha DNA polymerase:primase complex. The coding region runs from base 312 to 2108 and encodes 598 amino acids. Gene Ontology annotation, molecular function: DNA binding. Gene Ontology annotation, biological process: DNA replication initiation; DNA replication.
CACGGCGCUCAAAUGCUUUGGCGGGUUUUUUCCCCGAACUGCUGGGUUCUGCUUCCCUCGCUGGGAAACCUGGCAGUGGCUUUCUGAAAACAAAAGACCCCCACCCCUUUCAGAGAGACCCGAUUCCUACGUCUCCCUUCGGGAACGUGGGGACCACCCCCACUUUCUUUUUUUAAGUAGGCAUUUCCUGGUAGCUGAAAGCAGGACCUUCUGACAGCCUGAGGCCAUUUGGUCGCCUCCAGUUUCGGCUCCCGGAGGGAGAAGGGGAACCGGAGCCGGGCGGGCCAGGUCCCGGCCCCACCUGAGUCACCAUGUCCGAGUCCACCGAGCAGCUGGCGGAGGAGCUGCAGAUCUUCGGCCUGGACUGCGAGGACGUUCUGCUUGAGAAACUGGCAGAGCUUUGUAUCCUGUAUGGACCGAACAAGGAGGGAGUGGUAAGCGAGCUCAUAGCCUUCUGCACCAGCACAGGCAAAGUCUGCCUCACCUCAGAGAUCCUGAAAACGUUUGAGCACGAGAUUUUGAGCAAGAAAGUUUCCAAAACGUGGUCUAGCGCCACCAAGGACAGUGGACAUGCGGGAGCUAGAGACAUUAUGUCUAUCCAAGAGCUAAUUGAAGUGGAGGAAGAAGAGGAAACCCUUUUGAACUCUUAUGCCACACCCUCUAAGGGUCCUCAGAAGCGAGCUAUCUCUACCCUGGAGACUCCCAUCAUGAAAAGAAAUGUGUCUGUUCGCAGCCCACAUCAACUCCUCUCGCCCUCGAGUUUCUCUCCAAGCGCUACUCCCUCCCAGAAAUACAACUCAAGAAAUAACCGCGGAGAGGUGGUCACCACCUUCGGCUCAGCACAGGGGGUGACUUGGUCUGGGAAAGGAGGAGCUGGACACAUCAGCCUGAAGGUGGUGGGGUAUCCAGAGCCCCUGACUGGCAGCUACAAGUCCAUGUUUCAGAAGCUCACAGAUGUCCGAGAAGUUCUGACCUGUAAGAUAGAAGAGCUUGGCAGCAAACUCAAGGAACAUUACCAGAUUGAGGCUUUUACUCCUCUUCUGGUCCCAGCACAAGAGCCUAUCACCGUGUUGGGCCAGAUUGGCUGUGACAGCAACGGGAAGCUCAACAGCAAGUCGGUGAUCCUCGAGGGAGACCGGGAACAUUCCUCCGGGGCUCAGGUUCCAGUGGACCUGUCGGAGCUUAAAGAGUACUCUCUGUUUCCCGGGCAGGUUGUGAUUAUGGAAGGAAUCAACACCACUGGGAGAAAACUUGUUGCCACCAAACUCUAUGAGGGUGUGCCGCUUCCUUUUUAUGAGCCCACUGAAGAGGAUGGAGGUUUUGAGCAAACCAUGGUCCUCGUCGCCUGUGGGCCAUAUACCACGUCUGACAGCAUCACUUACGACCCCCUGCUUGACCUGAUCUCCAUCAUCAACCACGACCGGCCGGAUGUCUGCAUCCUGUUUGGACCUUUCCUGGAUGCUAAGCACGAGCAGGUGGAGAACUGUCUGGUGACCAGUGCGUUUGAAGAUGUUUUCAAGCAGUGUCUGCGAACCCUUAUUGAAGGGACAAGAAGCUCCGGCUCCCACCUUGUCUUUGUCCCAUCCCUGAGAGACGUGCACCACGAGCCUGUGUACCCGCAGCCGCCAUUCAGCUACCCCGAUCUGCCUCGAGAGGACAGAAAGCGGGUACAGCUGGUGUCUGAGCCCUGCAGCCUCGCCAUAAAUGGGGUGAUCUUCGGCUUGACAUCCACGGACCUGCUGUUCCACAUGGGGGCCGAAGAGAUCUGCAGUUCCUCCGGGACUUCAGACAGAUUCAGCCGAAUCCUGAAGCACAUCCUGACGCAGAGGAGCUACUACCCACUCUACCCUCCCCAGGAGGACAUGGCCAUUGACUACGAGAACUUCUAUGCCUACGCGCAGCUGCCAGUCACCCCGGAUGUCUUCAUAGUGCCAUCGGAGCUGAAGUACUUUGUGAAGGACAUCCUCGGCUGUGUCUGUGUGAACCCCGGGCGCCUCACCAAAGGACAGGUGGGCGGCACCUUCGGCCGCCUCUACCUCAGGAGGCCAGCAGGGGACGGUGAGGAGCGGCAGAGUCCCUGUGUUGCUGCCCAGGUGGUCAGGAUCUGAGUCUUCUGCCUGUUUUGUCGCCUGCUGUGCAGCCACACAGGUUCAGGAGCCCAACUGUGGGGCCCCAGCAGGAGCCGUCCUGAGGACAGGGCUGGAGGGACACUCUCACCUCAGUGUGGGGCAGGGCCCAGAGGGAGACGUGGCUGGAGCCUGCACGUUCACAAGGGCAGGAUGGUGCUGUGAUUUCCUCCGCACUUCACACACAGGAGGAGUUUUGGGGACACAAAAAUUUGAAUACUGAGAGUAACUACUGA